GAAGUGCCGGUGCCCACAAGCCCGAUGAGUGCAAAGCGGCAGGGGGACAAAGAUGAUGGCGGCAGGGCAAAGCGGCAGGGGGACAAAGAUGAUGGCGGCAGGUCGCCGAAGAGGGGGACGGCCCCGAGUGUUGUCACCGUGGACAUGCAGCACCUGGAAAUGCUCCUGCAGCAGAAUGGCGAGAAGAUCAUGGAGGCCCAGCGGAUGCAUCUUGAGGCACGGAUGGGGGCCCUAGAGGAACUCACAGGCAAGCGGAUGGCCUCGGCGGAGACCCGCUUGGGCAAUAUGGAGACCAAGAUGGAAACAGUGGAGGCCCGGAUUGAAGAUCUGGUCCAACAGAUGAAAGAGGGUGCAGGUCGGGGGUCGGCCGGGCCUGCGGGAGCGGAGAGACAGCUGACGUUAGUGUAUGGUGGAUGGCAGCGAGAUACCCGUAGGGCUGACAUACUCAAGGACUUCAAGGCUGCUCUUCAGAAACUGGAGGUGUGGGAUCUGCUCGAUUUCGACCCCUUUGUCACGGGUCCGCGGAGGUCUACGGCACUGAGUGUGUUCGAAGUCCGGGGUGGGGAAACCGAGUACCAUACCAAGCGCCGCAUGCACCGCGUGGUCAGGGCGCUUGCCGAGAACCAGGUGCACUUGCAGGGAGGCAAGAAAAUGUUCGCUACUUAUGCGCGCAGCAAGCAGGAAAGGGAGAUGGCCUCGCACGCUUCCUGGGUCCGCAGGGCUGUCCACAACUUAGAUGCCGACAAGGUUGCCUUGCUGGACCUCGAGUACCAGACAGGAGGAGUGUGGGCAGGGAACAGCUUCGUGGCUUCGGCCAAGCAGCCUUGCCCCCCUGGGGUGGCGCCGAGUGACCUGAUCAUCAAUGAGGACAAGGUGGGCAGGUCGUCGCCGAUUGGGUGGGAGCUCUACCAGAUGAUGCACUUCUUUGCCUUCAGGAACUUCCACGGGCACAACGAGGGUGGCAACGGCAGAAUCAGGGGUCGUGGCUGCUGGUGUCCCACCGUCAUGACGAAGCGUGGCGUGGGUCUGGUGUUGCCUUCCGCUCGGCACAAUGGAAAGUCAUGCGCCGAAAAGCCUCGGAGCGCGGAGUGUGGCUUAGACUUAGGUUGCACUCAGACCCAGCAUGCCGCGCAGGUCUCGGGACACCUACAGGAGCUACCGCCGACGAAUGGCAAGACGACCGAGUUCCUGCAGCAGUGCCGGGGUCGAGGGCUGGUUGCUGUAGCUCCGCCUGAGGACGCAUGGGAGACGCCAACUACGAGGCCCAGACAGCAGGACAAGGCAGGGAAACAGAUUGACGCGCUUCUGUGCUCCAGGGUGCAACAUAGCAGCUUACACAUCCAUGUGGGGUCUUUCUGCAGCUUGAACACUGAUCAUGAGAUCCUGUCGACUGAUGUGGCGCUGAGGGUUGGGAAGACGGGGACCAAGCACACAACAAGACCCAGAACCCUGGUGACACCAAUCACAACCGUUGGGGAGCUUGAUCAGGCAGAGCUGCGACGGCUUGCGGAGCAGCACACCCAACCGCAGCGGGGCCAUGCGUACAGGGACCCGGUGAGUGUGAGACGUGCUUUUCGAGCAGCCAGGGAUGCGGGCGAGCAGGGGCAGUGGACACAGGCUAGGAGGAUGCGGAAGGAAGCCCGGCAACGAUGGGAACGUGACCGCCUGGAAAGGGCCACGAAUGGGGACUGGGGAGCGGUGAAGCAGCUUCGCAGGCAGGCUGAUACGGGGUGGGAUGUCUCCUUUGCAGAGGCCAAUGAGGGCAAAGACCCCCACCAAGUCAUCCAUGACCAUCUGGCGGGGAUUUAUACCACAGGAGAUGUAGUUCCACCUUUGUCGCCCUGGGAAGGCGACGUAGUGCCCUUUGACCUGGGAGAGCUACGGGAGGCCCUGGCACAGGGGAAGACCGGGAAAGCAGUAGGGACGGACUGCACCAGCCACGAACUUAUGCAAGGAAUCGCAGCUACGGAGCAGGGACAGCAACGCCUCUUGGAUCUCUACAACAGACUCUAUGCAUCCCAGACUGUGCCCCAGGACUGGAAUGAGGCCCUAAUGAUCGUGAUCCCCAAGGAAAGAGGCCCUACAGAGCCCAAGGCAUUGAGACCAUUGGCCAUGGGGUCGGCGGCUGCCAAGGUCUACAGCCGCCUACUACUGGCCAGGACAUUGCCUUUCUUGCAGUUAAAGGGGAGCCUGCAGUGUGCAGGGAAGCACAAGCAGCCGUCGGAGUACAUCUUUUCGAUUGCGAGGGUCAUGGACUUGGAGGCUGAGUGGCAUAGGGGGAUAGUGGCUGCAAAACUGGACAUCACCAAAGCAUAUGACAUGGUCCACAGGCCUUCCAUGCUGCGGAAACUGAAGCACGCUCUGGGGGAUGGGCCGACAUAUCGUGCGUGGCACUCAUUGCUCUCUGACACUACCGCAGUCCUGCAGACAGGGUGGAACACCUCGUACCUACAACUAGAUCGUGGCAUCAAGCAAGGGUCGAUUGAAAGCCCGGCGCUCUUUGCCUACCUAGCAGACACUAUCCUGGAUGACACCAGGCACAAGCACAGCUGGGCAAAACGGAGACAGGCCUUCCCAGACCUUGACCUGGAGGAAUUGAUGUUCAUGGACGACGGCCUGCUUUGGGCUGAGGACGCCAAGGCGCUGUCUCGGAAACUACAGGAGUGGGCUGAUGAACUGGCUGCACAUGGUCUGUCCUUGAACCCCCUGAAGUGUAAAGUGUACUUCUCCCCCUAUGCAGACACGCGGCAGCAAGUGCGAGUCAACGGUGAUGCAGUCCCUCGAGUUUCGGUCCUGGAAGUCAUGGGGCUGCCCUUCCGGGUAGGAGUGGGCCCCACGGAGCUUCUGGCACCGCUGGCGGCCAAGGCCCGCGAUGCCUUUUGGGGCGCCAGGAACCCGCUCAGAAAGCCGAAGCGCAUUUUGCGCCUUACGAAUUCGCCGACACUCAGCUCGUCCCGCCUUGACGACAUGGCCCUCGCGGGUGGCCACGGGAUGGAGCGACACCACAAUACCGCAGUGGAUGCGGGUGACAUGAAAAGUGGGAAAGAGUACCAGAUGGCCGAGGUCGUGCCGGAGCUGCACCCCCAGAAGCUGCGCGAGCAGGCGAUCAGGGACUUUCUCGGGGUGACGGAUCAGAUGUAUAGGUACCAAGAGCGACGCCGCAACGGUGAAGGGAUGAGAGCUGCAAGAAUGGAGCGGGGGAAGCUUGCCGGACACUACCAGAGUCAUGAGAAUGGCGCCAAGAGGGAGCACCUGGAGGCCAAGGACGUGGCGGAGCUGAACGCCCAGAACCCGCCCAAGGAAGCGAUGAGGGACUACCAGAGGGUGAUGAAACAGACGUAUGGUUACCAGAGGGAGGUUGCGGAGCUUCCUGGACUUACACAGAAAGGUGAGGCCUUGCUCCCCGACUCUGACGACGUGGCCCUCGCUGCUGGCCGCGGGAGGGAGCAACACCACGAUACCGCAGAGCAUGUGAAUGGAAUGGAAGCGGGGAGGGAGUACCAGAUGGCCGUGGUCACGACGGUGCUGAACCCCCAGACCAUGCCCGGGCACUCGAUCAGGGACUACUCCGGGGUGACGGAUCGGAUGUACGAGUACCGGGAGCGACACCGCAACGGUGAUGCAAAGACAGCUGCAACAGUGAAGCAGGGGAAGGUCGCCGGCCGGUACCAACAUGGUGAGAAUGGAGCCAGGAGGGGGUACCUGGUGGCCAAGGACGUGACUGAGCCGAACGCCCAGAACAUGCCCAAGCAAGCGAUGAGGGACUUUCUCGGGGUGACAUACGUGUACCAGGUGGGGCUUGCGGAGCGUUGUAGGCUUGCGCAGGCAGGAGAAGCCUUGCUCCCCGACUAUGCGGACUCGAGCGACCAGGUUAACUUGAUGCAGGCAAUCGGGGUCAUGCCAUUCUCAGCCUACCUUGUGGAACUGCAGCGUCAGCUCGAAGCCAUGCCCAAAGCGCAGCAGAAGCAGGCGGCGUACCACCUCCUCCGGUGGCUUAACUGGCAUGGCACGGAUAACAGGGCAGGCUACUGGUUGGGGCAUAUGCGAGGGCCCAUUGCCUCGGUGACAGCACUACUGGUGGUGGUUUGGAACGAGGCUCAAACGUGUGAAGAGGAGGUGGAGCACUGGCCGGCUGCGUGGGUGCUGGAACAGCGAGCACGCCUACGGCAGUACAUCCCGACACACCCGGGCUCGCUGGAAGCAUGGGGGAAUCCAAUCCCGGAAGGCAUGCCACACAUCAUGCUGUUCUCACGACCGCCGCCUGAGGUCACGCCUGACAGCUCACCGGUGGUGCUCGACUCGCAGGAUGAAUGCAAUGAAAGGCCGCAGGCCGAGCAGGAACGCGACCAGCCGCGGAAGCGGGUCUACCUGGAGGUGGAGGUCAGCUCGGGGUCGACGGAUGUGCCCAGGGUUGCUCGGGCCAUGCGUGUCCCGCUUGUGGGCGCGCCCCCGGAGGCAAUGCUGACAGUACGAGUUUGCGAAGAAGAGGCAGAGUGCGAGAGUACUGCCUCCACGGAAGCAGCUCACCCGCCUUCCGGCAGUAUGCAGCACUUGGUGCUGCCACAGCCGGCGCCAGACGACCUGGGCGCCUUGGGGAUCUCGCUCACGGACUACGUGCAAUUGUGGGAGGCCUGGAAGACUGGGUGUUUAUCCAUGGAGGAAAUAGCCCGGUGUCAUGGCGGAACAGCGGCAAGGGCACUGCAGAGACGGUGGGGGCCGAUGCCGACUGAGACUCACCUGGUGCCCGCCACGGUGCCAAUGGAGGAAGUGGAGGCGGACUUGACUGCCACUGGAGAGGGUGACGACCUAGUGGCGCCACUCUCGCUCGACGCUCCCCUAGACGCAGUGGAGGAAGUGGAGCGGCCGGCAGCGGAAACGGCCCAAGAUGACCAGGAUGGGACCUCGCUGUUGAUGCUCUACGCCCUCGCGCUGCCCUACCUCGUCGGGGCGGCCCAGGAGGAGUGUGUGCAGGUCCCGCCGAUGUUCAUCACUGUGGCGGUUCAGCAGGUUGAGUGCUGGCUGCGCCAAGGCCUAAGCGGGGCAAUGCUAACGGCGGGACUACUUCGGAAUGCGGAGGCAAGAGGGGACUUGGAGUAUAUGAAUGCCUAUGAGAGCUACAUUGAAAGCCUGGGGCUGCCCUUCGAAGCCAACUAUGCCCUGGUUGGUGAAAUCGCGGCCCAGGAUCGGGCCAUCCUGGUCUGGAUGGAGGCGGAGCUCUGGGAUGACUAUGUGGACCAGGUGGAGGAGCAGACUGGCUGGGAAAGUAACCAGGUGGGCACCAUGCGAGCAGCAGCGACUAUGUCCGGUCGGGACCGGCUCUGGUGGCGAGAUCAAGUACUGCUGGAUCUUGAGCGGCAAGGUCGACAGGAGGAUGAGCCUGAUGAGACGAACAUGGUGCAGACCGGAAGGUGGCUCUUCCUCUUGGGAUUGCGGGAUGGCGAGGACUACUGGAGCCUUCAACCAGUACUACCAGAAAGGGACAGACGGCACCGGGAAGAUGACCUACGCAGCCUGCCAGCCCGUGACCUGCCCGUCAUGAUGGCCGCCAUGCUCAGGGUUUUGUCAAUGCUUAUGGUGGAGUGCUCCCAGCUGCUCCUUGUCCACCCACAAACGCGGCCUGAUGAUGAAGUUCUGGUGGAAGUCCAUGACGAUGAACAUGAAGAUGAGGAGACCAUCUACAUGCAGGGCCGCAUGGUGGUGGAGAAGCGCAGACGCCUGGAGCACCAGGACGAGGUGGACCAGCUCGAAGAAGAUCGACAACAACACGAGCAAGACGAGCGUCAGAGACAGCAAGAGGAGCACGAUAGGGAGAUGGAAGAGCAGGCGAAAGAGGAUGAGCGCCUCUACCAAGCUCACCAGGGAGCGGUCUACAAGGACUGGGAGAAUUGGGAGGUGGCAAAUUACGUGCCGGGACCGCCUCGGCAGCGAAUGGUCAAGGUGAGAGUUCAGCAGGCCUUGGGGAAUGGUGACAUGGUCUGCCACGAUCUUCAGUGCUGCUUACCUCAUGGACGUGGGCUUCCCAGUGUGCUGGUCUCGAUGGAAGACGUGAUGGAGGCUACGAGGACCAGUGUGGGGCCGUCGGAGCCGUCUCAGCCUGAUCUGUCUGAAGGGUACCGGCAGUGGAAACUGGGACGUGUGACGGACGAUUGGGUCAGGGCGGCCUUCGGUGCGGAGAUCUUGUGCCUCUACCAUGCACAGCUCCUUGCGGAUGAGGAGGAGAACAAUGCUGGCAAUGGUGACGUUUGUGGACGAGAUCCGGCUGGACGGCGUGUACCUUCGACUGCUGUUGACUCUGUGAGGUCUGAGGGGGCUACUGGGGAUGAGAUGGUCCCGUGA
This is a messenger RNA of Symbiodinium sp. CCMP2456, 6336 nucleotides long. NCBI's taxonomy places the organism in Eukaryota, Dinophyceae, Suessiales, Symbiodiniaceae. The record is from the annotation of a GenBank genome assembly.